Molecule: messenger RNA, 1453 nt
Organism: Thamnophis sirtalis
Lineage: Eukaryota; Metazoa; Chordata; Lepidosauria; Squamata; Natricidae
Source: RefSeq, a predicted model, not a curated record
AUGGCGGACCGCAUUGUCCUUCCUCAAGCUGAACACAGUGUUGAAGCCAUCCAAUGCUUUCAGGAACAAGCUAAUAAAGGCAAUGUGUCAUCUUUCCCACCUUAUAAAGAUGUCCCAGGUCCCUGUGAGCCCGAAGAUCUGUUGGAAGGGGUGAUCUUUGGAGCCAAAUAUCUGGGCUCCACACAGCUGGUUUCCGAGAAAAACCCAUCCACAAGCAUUCGCAUGGCUCAGGCCCAGGAAGCCGUUGAUAGAAUUAAGGCUCCUGAGGGAGAAUCCCAGCCAAUGACCGAAGUAGAUCUCUUUGUCUCCACUCAACGGAUCAAGGUCCUCAGCGCUGACACACAGGAAACCAUGAUGGAUCACCCCCUCCAGACCAUCUCCUACAUUGCUGACAUUGGGAACAUCGUGGUGCUCAUGGCCCGUCGGAAGCUCCCUCGCCGGGCAGAUGCUUCCACCGAAAAACAGCUGUACAAAAUGAUCUGCCACGUGUUCCACUCGUCUGACGCUCAGCUGAUAGCCCAAGCCAUUGGGCAGGUCUUUAGCGUGGCUUACCAGCACUUCCUGCGGGCCAGUGGCAUUGACCCCAGCCAGCUCGGCUCCAUGCAAGACCAGAACGAUGAUGAGAAGGAUCCUGGCCUGAUCGAGGGGGAGGAACUAUAUAAUGGAGACCUGGCUCACUUCUCCAAGCAAGAGAACUGUAAGGAAGUAAGAAUGGAGAGGAGGUGUUUUGCUAGAGGUGGAGCACAUUGGAACUGCAUACCCACCACAGAGGAAAUGGCUCUACCCAUCUCAGAUGCUCUCCCUCUGUAUGGGCCUGUGGAAUUGGAUUUGAAAAACCAGACAGAAGUAACCCUCAGCAUCGUCCAUUGCCCUCCUGUCACUACAGCCAUUGUUCGAAGGCCCGGCACAAAAUAUCCCCUAGGAUUCUCUGUGGAAAACGGCAUUAUCUGUAGCCUCAUGCGUGGCGGGAUUGCAGAACGCGGUGGCGUCCGGGUGGGACAUCGCAUCAUUGAGAUCAACGGGCAGAGCGUGGUGGCCAUGCCGCACGAGAAGAUCAUCCAGAUCCUUAGCCAAGCGGUCAGCGAGGUCCAUAUCAAAACCAUGCCAGCCUCCACCUAUCGCCUUUUAACUGGCCAGGAGCAGCCCAUCUUCCUCUGAUGGGCCCUGCCUUGGCCACUGGCUUCCUGUGUCUGCUUCGUAAGCUUGCUGCGCUCCCAAAUCUGAAGCCGGCUUCUGGGCUCCGUGCCCCAGAUUCACAAGGGUUUCGUGACUGUUUCCGCCUCACAAACCAUCCAGCCAAGUUUGUUGUUGGUUUCCUUUGCUGGGGACAUUUAACCGGGGUGUGAACGUGGAAGUUAUGCCUGUUGCUUGAGGUUGGCUUCUACACUAGACAGCGAGAGAGAUUGGAGAUUGAACCUUACACUACUGUGCUCUUCCUGACCUAGAAUGGAUG